AUGGACACUCGCGUCGAUUCUCUGAAUACUUCAAACCUCGACUAUGCCAAAUAUCUCAAUGACUCCAAAUCCUCAAAGUACUUCUCCAGCCACAAGGCAAAUCUAUCGGGCGCAACAAUGCUUGACCUGCUUAGUGGAACUGAAGGUUCCAUCGCUGCCGCGUAUCAAACUUCGCAUUCGAAGCCUCACCCGUCGAGACCAAACCGGCCUUCAGAUGUCUCCUCGAGCAAGAAUGAAUUGCGACAAACAAAUCGGAUGCUGGUGGAAAUAGUCCAGAACGCCCAACUGGAACUCGCAACGCAAAGACAAACGAUGCUCGACAUGCAAUCGCGGAUCCUCCAGCUCGAGCAUGUCUUGUACAAGAGUAACAGCAGCACCCCAGAAUCGUUCGCAAGCACCACUACCACUGCCACCACGCAACGAGCAACUUCUCAAACCAAGCCAGUAGAAGAAAAGAUACUCGUCAACUCAGCAGCCCAACACCAAGCAUCCAGCCUCUCCGUCACCCCCACCAACAAGCCCGAAUUCUGGAAAUCCCCCAGCCGCUUCUCCGGCUUCAACUUCAACUUCGACCUCCUCGAAACCCAAAAACAACAACGACAACAACAACAACAAAAACACACCCCAGAAACCCCACAAGUCUACAAACCCUCCCGCCCCCCUGCGCCCCCCGCAAAGUCCCCUCGUAACACCACCACCCAAAACGCCCCCCACCACAACCACAUCCAUCGCACUCUCACCAAAAAAUCCUCAGAAGCAACCCUACUCACCCGCCCAUCCCCUUCCCACGACACACCCGCAAGCGACAUAAAAGAACACAUAGUCGAGUACGAACACGUCAAAAUCCCCUUCCCACCGCUCCUCCACUCGCCGCCCAAGACCGCGCGCAGCAAACUAGCGUCCACAGUGCAGAGCAGAGACGACGAGUUGACCGCGUUGCCGCGGAUGCCAGAGCAGGUUCCGGCUGUGGUGCAGGAGCAAGUGGUGGUGGUGGCGGCGGGGGCUGCAAAGGGGCCGAGGAGGGGGAUAAAGCAUAUACGGAUUAGUCGGUCUUUUUCGAGGAGUUUUCGGAUUGAUUGUGGGAAUGGGGGGAGAGGCACGUGA
Bipolaris oryzae ATCC 44560 is the source of this 1104-nucleotide messenger RNA. RefSeq lists its product as uncharacterized. The record is from RefSeq and is a predicted model, not a curated record. Lineage: Eukaryota; Fungi; Ascomycota; Dothideomycetes; Pleosporales; Pleosporaceae. The transcript has 2 exons. Bases 1 to 1104 code for a protein of 367 amino acids.